Messenger RNA from Halichondria panicea, 1215 nucleotides. RefSeq lists its product as uncharacterized. The transcript has a single exon. Bases 233 to 1096 code for a protein of 287 amino acids. NCBI's taxonomy places the organism in Eukaryota, Metazoa, Porifera, Demospongiae, Suberitida, Halichondriidae. The record is from RefSeq and is a predicted model, not a curated record.
ACAUAGGGCCAGGGGGUGUGUCUCUUAAUUAGGGGAAGUUUAUUUCCCCUUUGUGGUCAGAAUUAGCUCGAUACAGUGACAUGGGGUAAAAAUGAGCUUCUAAAAAUAGACUAAUUAAGUUUGUGGUGCAAUUUGGCUAGCUAUAAAAGCAGGUGAGGCUUUAGCUAGCUAAGCUCAAUUCAAUUGAUAUAACAGAGUCUGUUGGUGGAUACUGUAGCAGCUCCCUCUCAAAAUGGCAACCAACACAAGUGCCCUGAUAAAGCAAUACAGAGAUCUGGUUCGAAACAUUGAAAGCUUUACCGAUGGCCAAGGAACUGUCAAGCAUGACGAUGAUUCUGACAGCCUCGACAAUGUUAAUGUCACUUUCAACAUCAAGGGUGGCCUAUUUCGUGGUGCAGUAGUCGACUUUAGGAUCUAUGUAGCCAAUGGAUUUCCAAAUGUCCCUCCUGCUGUGACGUGUCUAACAGAACUGUACCACCCCAAUCUCGAUUUCUGCGAGGAUUAUUAUGAUGAUGAAAAUGAUGGAAACGUUUGUUUGAAUCUGUUUGACGAGUGUUGGGACGGCGAUCGCACACUCGAGGAUGUUGUACAAGGCCUUCUGUUUCUGAUACACAAUCCUAACCUUUCUGACCCCCUCAACACGUUGUUUUGUGGCAACCAACUAGAGGACGAUUUUGAAAAGAAUGUGCGAAUCUCACUGAGAGGCGGGACCGUGGAUGGUGUGACCUUUACCAGAGCCCUGCCAGAUGGUUACGAAUCAGACUUUGACAACGAAGAAGACGACAGCAAUAAGCCUCUAGUAGUUCCCGAUGUUGCCCACACUGAGAUUACACAAGAAGGGGAUCCUGAGAUUAUCAAACAAGACAAUAUGGAGCCUGAAAUUAGCAAGGUUGAUCAGCUAAAAGAAGAAAUUAUCGUACCUGCUGCAGAGUCAACAACAAAUACGGCUGCCACAAGUCACAGAACGCCCCUUCUGAGAAACGUUUUCAGUAAUAUCGGGAAAUUAUUUACCGGCUACUUUUUGACUAGGCAGAACAGAAGAACUAUUAUUGAAAGUAGUGUAGACCCUAUUAAUUACGAUGUGCAUGUCACAUGACAUUAGUCUUAUAUAAUUAUGUAUAGUUCGUGUUUGUUUGUGAUUCAUUCAUUUUAAUCUUGUACUGUGUAUGUUCGACAUGACUGUCUGCAAUGAAACAUUAAUUUUUAUUAUUUUGA